Messenger RNA from Mesoplodon densirostris (Blainville's beaked whale), 5349 nucleotides. RefSeq names its product ArfGAP with SH3 domain, ankyrin repeat and PH domain 2 (gene ASAP2). Gene Ontology annotation, cellular component: cytoplasm. Gene Ontology annotation, molecular function: GTPase activator activity; protein binding. The record is from RefSeq and is a predicted model, not a curated record. The transcript has 27 exons. The coding region runs from base 86 to 2977 and encodes 963 amino acids. Gene Ontology annotation, biological process: positive regulation of GTPase activity. Lineage: Eukaryota; Metazoa; Chordata; Mammalia; Artiodactyla; Ziphiidae.
CGUCGGCGUCCGAGUGGCCGGUCGGAGCCCUCGCGGCGGCUGAGGCGGCGGCUCCCCCGCGGCCGGCCGCCCGCGCUCUGAGGCGAUGCCGGACCAGAUCUCCGUGUCGGAAUUCGUGGCCGAGACCCAUGAGGACUACAAGGCGCCCACGGCCUCGAGCUUCACCACGCGCACGGCGCAGUGCCGGAACACGGUGGCGGCCAUCGAGGAGGCUUUGGACGUGGACCGGAUGGUUCUUUACAAAAUGAAGAAAUCCGUGAAAGCAAUAAACAUCUCUGGGCUGGCGCAUGUGGAAAACGAAGAGCAGUACACCCAGGCCCUGGAGAAGUUCGGGGGCAACUGCGUGUGCAGAGAUGACCCGGACCUGGGAAGCGCGUUCCUCAAGUUCUCCGUGUUUACGAAGGAGCUGACGGCGCUUUUCAAAAACCUGAUUCAGAAUAUGAACAACAUAAUCUCCUUCCCUCUGGACAGUUUGCUGAAGGGGGACCUAAAAGGAGUGAAAGGGGAUCUGAAAAAGCCUUUUGAUAAAGCUUGGAAGGACUACGAAACAAAAAUAACCAAGAUAGAAAAGGAGAAGAAGGAGCAUGCCAAGCUGCACGGGAUGAUCCGCACGGAAAUCAGCGGGGCUGAGAUCGCAGAGGAGAUGGAGAAGGAGCGGCGGUUCUUCCAGCUGCAGAUGUGCGAGUAUCUGCUGAAGGUCAAUGAAAUUAAGAUUAAAAAGGGAGUGGAUUUACUUCAGAAUCUGAUCAAGUAUUUUCAUGCCCAAUGCAAUUUUUUCCAGGAUGGACUGAAAGCAGUUGAAAGCCUCAAACCUUCCAUUGAAACACUUUCAACGGAUCUUCACACAAUCAAACAGGCCCAGGAUGAAGAGAGAAGGCAGUUGAUACAGCUUCGAGAUAUUUUGAAGUCAGCAUUACAGGUUGAACAGAAAGAGGAUUCACAGCUUCGCCAGAGCACAGCCUAUAGUUUACACCAGCCUCAGGGAAACAAAGAGCACGGCACCGAGCGGAAUGGCAACCUCUACAAGAAAAGUGAUGGGAUCCGAAAAGUGUGGCAGAAAAGGAAAUGUUCAGUGAAAAAUGGUUUUCUGACCAUAUCCCAUGGCACCGCUAACCGGCCUCCCGCAAAGCUUAACCUAUUAACCUGCCAAGUGAAAACCAACCCUGAGGAGAAGAAGUGUUUUGACCUAAUUUCACAUGACAGGACAUACCACUUUCAAGCAGAGGACGAACAGGAAUGUCAAAUAUGGAUGUCUGUGCUGCAAAACAGCAAAGAAGAAGCGCUGAACAAUGCAUUUAAGGGAGAUGACAAUACGGGAGAAAAUAACAUAGUCCAAGAACUGACAAAGGAGAUCAUCUCCGAGGUCCAGAGGAUGACAGGCAAUGACGUGUGUUGCGACUGCGGGGCGCCAGAUCCUACGUGGCUCUCCACCAACCUGGGCAUUCUGACCUGCAUCGAGUGCUCUGGGAUCCACCGCGAGCUGGGGGUCCACUACUCCAGGAUGCAGUCCCUGACGCUAGACGUGUUGGGAACGUCUGAGCUGCUGCUUGCCAAGAAUAUUGGGAAUGCAGGCUUCAAUGAGAUUAUGGAGUGUUGCCUUCCAGCUGAGGACUCGAUCAAACCCAACCCGAGCAGUGACAUGAAUGCAAGAAAGGACUACAUUACUGCCAAGUACAUAGAGAGGAAGUACGCAAGGAAAAGACACGCGGAUAAUGCGGCAAAACUUCACAGCCUUUGUGAGGCUGUCAAAGCAAGAGAUAUUUUUGGAUUACUCCAAGCAUACGCUGAUGGUGUGGAUCUUACAGAAAAAAUCCCACUGGCCAAUGGACAUGAGCCGGAUGAAACUGCCCUCCACCUGGCCGUCAGAUCCGUGGACCGGACUUCUCUUCACAUUGUAGACUUUCUAGUUCAGAACAGUGGGAACCUGGACAAGCAGACGGGCAAGGGCAGCACGGCCCUGCAUUACUGCUGCCUGACCGACAGCGCCGAGUGCCUCAAGCUGCUGCUGCGGGGCAAGGCCUCCAUCGGCAUCGCUAACGAGUCAGGAGAGACGCCGCUGGACAUUGCCAGGCGCCUCAGGCACGAGCGCUGUGAGGAGCUGCUGACCCAAGCCUUAUCCGGAAGGUUUAAUUCUCACGUUCAUGUCGAGUACGAAUGGCGACUGCUCCAUGAAGACCUGGAUGAGAGCGAUGACGAUGUGGAUGAGAAGCUGCAGCCCAGUCCCAGUCGGCGAGAAGACCGGCCCGUCAGCUUCUACCAGCUGGGCUCCAGCCAGCUGCAGUCCAACGCCGCAUCUCUGGCCAGAGACGCCGCCAGCCUGGCCAAGGACAAGCAGAGGAGCUUCGUGCCCAGCAUCUUGCAGAACGAGACGUACGGAGCCAUCCUGAGCAGCAGCCCUCCGCCCACGCAGCCCGCGGCCCCCAGCACCGCCAGUGCUCCCCCGCUGCCCCCGCGGAACGUUGCCAAAGACCCCCUGGCUCCCACGCCGCCCCCUCCGGUAGCAAAAACACCGAGUGUGCUGGAGGCCUUGAGCCAGCAGAGCAAGCCGACGCAGCCCGGGCUCCCGCCCAGCAAAGCCCCGCCGCCGCUGCCGCCGCAGCUGCCCAGCCGCCUGCCCCAGAAGAGGCCUGCUCCCGGGCCUGACAAGUCAAGCCCACUGAUCAACAAAAGCCAGCCAAGAGGACCUGCAGUGGAUCUCUCUGGGACAGAAACUCUGGGUCCUCUGUCCAACGCCGUGGUCACGCAGCCCCCGGCGCCCAUGCCCAGGAAGUCACAAGCGACCAAGCUGAAGCCCAAGCGGGUCAAAGCCCUGUACAACUGCGUGGCCGACAAUCCCGACGAGCUGACGUUCUCCGAGGGGGACGUGAUCGUCGUGGACGGGGAGGAGGACCAGGAGUGGUGGAUCGGCCACAUCGAUGGCGAUCCCAGUCGCAAAGGAGCGUUUCCCGUGUCAUUUGUGCACUUUAUUGCUGACUAAACUGCUACUGAACAAAACCACUUCUGUUUAACGUUACGUCUCGUCUCAUUAUUGGUACCAGAGCUCUUGCCAGAUAACCUGUUUUAUGAAUUGUAUCGUACGGUAGCCCACUCUCUCUAAGGCCACUGUUCUGCUUUAAAAACUCAAAGGCAAUUUAUAUAUAUCAGUGAAUUGUUUUUAUAAUUCGUGUUUUUCAUGAAACAUUGCUAUACUUUUAUUAGGAAAAACUGAAUUUCCAAAAGGUGAACUGAAAAGUUAUUUUAACUAAAUAAUGAAGAUUCUGAAUCUACAGCAUUAGUUGAACCUAAAAAUGUUUUGAGUGUGGGAAAGAAACUCGUCCUGUUUUUCUUGGCCCACGUCUGGGGUUGGUGACCUUUAGCACAAUUAUUCUUUUUAGGAAGCCAGGAAAUUGUUGCUUUCAGAGUCCAUAGCCAGCCCGCACUUUCUGCAUAAAAUGCUUCAGUUCACCUUUAAAGACUUUUUUUUCUUUAAAGAUACCGUUAAAGAUUUCCUUUGAAAUCCACCCAGUGUUUACUGGAAAUGUAUACAUAAGCGUUGUACUUUCCAGCCCUGGUGUGUGAGGUUGCAACUAUCAGUGUAUCCUGCAUGUGUGUGUAACCUGUUGUGAACAAGCCUACUUGACCCGACUAUAGAUGGUUUAUUAUGGCGUAUGUCACAGCAGUUAAUUCAGCUCCAGAUUAUAUUAACUGCAUUCCCUGAAUCUGGUUAAAAACUAAGGAUGAUGGACUGCAGAACCGUUCUUUAAACGAGUGUCUACGCUUUAGUUGUUUGGGAUUUGCCUUCCUGGACCUCCCUCGUCACACAGCUAGAGCACCGUGGUGCAGACCGACCCCCCAUAUUACCACAGACCUGCUGUUUCCUAUCGAGUGUACCACUGCCUUCCCUUUCUAGCCCAAGAGAAUGUCCACUCAGUUUAGUGUCUUGUAUUUAUAUAAUAUACCAACAGGAAUGGUAGUUACACUGUCUUGAAAUUUAAUCUGUCCAUUUGUUUGUAAUCAAGAGCAUAUCAGAAACCUGUAGGUCCCAGGUAACAGAAGACUCUUAAGACAUCCCGGUUUUACUAUUGAAGUCCAUCGUAUCAUUCUUAAGCUACUGGGGGUGGGGGGAUUAGGUUGUAUAUGAUAAAAUCAAAAUUCAUUAGUUUAAUGAACUUGACUAUCAUACCUCUCUUUAGUAAUUGUGUAAGAUUCAUGGUAGGUAUAUUGGAAAUUUUGGCACUCUUAGAGAAUAAAUAGGCAUAUGAUGACCACUUAGAUUUUUACCCAAAGCGAAGGAGUAAAUUUAAGAAGAGGCUUGGAAAGCAAGGAGACGAUGCUGUUAGUGCAUUUGUUACGAUGGUACAUUUGAUUGAAGCAGCCUGUCUUUAUUAUGCAAGACUCUUGUAAGUAUAGAGCUUUUUUUUUUUUAAUUGCAUUGUGUUUUUUCAUUGUUAUUAUAAAGGGAGACAGAAUAAACUGGAAUGUUUUAUGAUGUUGUAUGGCAAUUUGCCUUUCAAAGUUCUGGGGAAAAAUGUGUUAGAUCUGUAAUUAAAGUCUUUUUAAAAAGCACUACAUCUGUUUUCACUAAUUGUUAAUUUCUGUUUUUGAACCCUUCAUUUAGUUAAUUCUCUCAUAGAUUUAAGAAAGUAAACAGAUGUUUUGCACAGUGCACUUCAUAUGUAUAUUUUAAUACAACGCUCCCGCAUCUGUGUCUUAUAAUCAGCCUUUUGACUACUUGGUGCCAGCUGUAUAAGGAAUUAAAGUUGACUCCUAUCAACAUUUGAACACCAGUCCCAAACUAAUAUAUCAGGUUCACUGGUACAUAAAUAUCUAGGAAAUAUUUUUCCAGUCUACAAUCUGGUGGUGCUGUUGUGCAGUAAUUAACACUACUCUUGCCAGAGGAGAAAUUAUAUUAACUUCCCUACUAAUAUCCUUUCCUAGUUAUUUGCUCUUUGCAAAUUAAAAAAAAAAAAGCAACUGAGAGAAAGGAAAACAUUGUAGAUAUCUAUUUAUAUUUAAAGUUUACAUGUCAUGAACUUAGCUGCAGGAUUCUGGCAUUUGGCAUGCCAUUCUCCAUCAGAUCUGACUUCUAGGGAUGGCGACUCAGAAAUCUGUCCACAGACUAAUGGUUACUGUGUGAUCUGUGAAGGGGUGGGCGGGUACCAUGGUCCACAGCGUGGAUACUGUCUGAGAUGUAUGAUAUUCAGUUCAUUCACUUGAUUACUUCGGUCUAGUUGCAGCGCAACUGUAUAUAUUGUAUAACCUAAAUCAGUUCUUAUUUUCAUUGUCCUAUAAUUAGAGCAUGUUUAAUAAGUCUACUCUUCUUGUUAGCUAGUCCUUUGACUGGAAAAAAAUAAAAUACUUUUAAAUGGA